This is a messenger RNA of Psylliodes chrysocephalus, 1392 nucleotides long. Lineage: Eukaryota; Metazoa; Arthropoda; Insecta; Coleoptera; Chrysomelidae. The record is from the annotation of a GenBank genome assembly.
AUGGAGGCUGUUUUUAUAGUUGUAGGAGGAGGAAUAGCAGGUGUUACAUGUGCAGAAACUUUAGCAUUUUUUGAACCAGAAAAAACAAUUAUAUUGCUUAGCGAAUCAUCCCUUAUAAAAACUGUAACCAAUCUCCUUGCAAUUACAAGAACCUUAACAAAAUUUGAUAUUAAAGAAGUACAAUCUUCUGAGUUCUCACUAAAACACCCAAAUGUUAAAUUGAUUCAUGAUACUUUAGCUGAAGUAAAUGAUAAAGAAAAGUACAUUAUAACUAAAACCAACAAAAUUAUAAAAUACGAAUAUUUAUGUUUAUGCACAGGAGCUGAGCCCAAACUAAUACCUCAAUCACAAGAUUUUGAAGAAAUAUUAGGUAUUAGAGAUACAGAUUCCAUUGAUACCUUUAUAAAGAAAAUAAACAAUGCUAAGAAAAUUGUUAUUGUUGGUAAUGGAGGUAUUGCCUCUGAAUUAGCAUAUAAAAUUAAAAAUACUGAAAUUCAUUGGGUUAUUAAAGAUCGACAUAUUUCAGCUACAUUUGUUGACCCAGGGGCAGCUGAAUUCUUCUUACCAUCUUUAAAUAAAGAUGAAAUACAGAAAGAACCUGUUAGUAAAAGAAUGAGAUACCAAGAGGAAGAUUUCAAGAAAUCUGGUGCUGCAUUGGGUCCUGAUUGGUACACUAAUCUCAUUAUUAGAGGUGCUGGUGAUAUUAAUAUUCCUUCAACUGUUAAAAUUCAUUAUGAAACUGAAAUAUCUGAUGUAUCAAGAGACAAAAAAUCAGAGCAUCCUAUGGAAAUCACUCUCUCUACUGGCGAAAAAAUUAAGUGUGAUAUUAUAAUUUCUGCAACUGGAGUAAUGGCUAAAAAAUUAUUCAAAACAAAGUCAGAUUUAGAAUUAACCAAUUUAGGGGAAAUACAAGUUAAUGAGCAUAUGGAAACUAAUAUUCCAUACAUCUAUGCAGCAGGUGAUGUCUGCAGUGCUAAUUGGUCAAUUGCAAAACAUUGGUUUCAAAUGAAAUUAUGGACUCAAGCUAGGCAGAUGGGAUCUUAUGCAGCAAAGUGCAUGGCUGGUCACUUGAAUAAAGAAGAAGUCUUGCAAGAUUUUUGUUUCGAAAUGUUUGCUCAUUCCACCAAACUUUUUGGACAUAAAGUUAUUUUACUGGGGCUGUUCAAUGGACAAAAGUUGGGAACAAAUUAUGAAAUUCUGAUUAGAAUGACAAAAGGACAUGAAUACAUAAAGUUCGUUUUGGAAAACAACAAACUACAGGGUGCUGUUUUAAUUGGAGAUACAGAUUUAGAGGAAAUGGCUGAAAAUUUGAUUCUAAAUCAAAUUGAUUUGUCACCUUAUGGUGAUGAUAUUUUGAAUCCUGAUAUUGACAUUGAGGACUAUUUUGAUUAA